GAGAGAAAACCUGUAUGUGAUGGGAGUUUAUAUUCGUGGCGUGGCCGUGGCGUGGGCCCGCUGCUGCUGCUGCUCCGUGGACGCGAACUCCGGCGUUACGAAAACACUCACGAACACCGACGAGGACGUUUGCAGCGUUUAAAGCGAAGGCUUUUAACUUAACGGACGCUGCUGCCAUGUAAGCGGAGAGUAAAUCUGCGCCUGCUCUACAAACAAGUGUCAAACAAGUGCACUGUCGCUCUGCCAUGUCGCUACUUUGCGUCAGAGUGAAAAAAGCCAAACUCCAGGGAUCUCCAGACAAGUUCAAUACCUACGUGACACUGAAGGUGCAAAAUGUCAAAAGCACCACCAUCACUGUGCGAGGGGACCAGCCGUGCUGGGAACAGGAUUUCAUGUUUGAGAUCAGUCGCCUGGACCUUGGCCUCAUUGUUGAGGUGUGGAACAAAGGCCUCAUCUGGGACACCAUGGUGGGAACCUCCUGGAUCCCUCUCAAGAGCGUCCGACAAUCGGAGGAGGAGGGUUCAGGCGAGUGGAUUUUCCUGGACGCAGAAGUGCUGAUGAAAGCGGAUGAAAUCUACGGCACCAAGAACCCAACACCUCACCGCGUCCUGCUGGACACUCGCUUCGAGCUGCCUUUUGAUAUCCCCGACGAUGAGGCUCAGUACUGGACGGGGAAACUGGAGCACAUCAACACACUGAGAAUACACGAUGAGUACCCUCUUCAGGAUGACGUCCAGAGUCGCCCGCUGCCAUUUGCAGCCUCUCAGUGCUGCAACUAUUUCGGAUGGGCUGAACCACUGACUCUGGAUGACCAGGACAGUGCCGUUGAUGACCGGGACAGUGACUACCGCAGUGAGACGAGUAACAGUCUGCCUCCACGUUACCACUCGACGGCUCAGCCGAACUCCUCCAUGCACCAGUAUCCCAUGGGGCCUCGGCUACAGCAGCAUCCGGACUCCUGCACGGACUCUGUCCACAGUUUUGACCUGGACUACCGGGAUCAGAGAGGAAGCAGUCCAGUGGAAAGUAGUCGUUUUGGGUCGUCGGGAAACCUGAGCCAGAUCAGUUCCCAGCUCAGUGAGGCUGGACAGGAGAGUACCGGAGGCUCAGAGGUGGAGGAGUCAUUUCAUUCCUACCACAGCACCGGCUUUCACCCCUCCACCAAUGGACAGCCACGCGCAAAUGGACACACCAAUGGUCACUCUGCCGCUGGUGAGCAGGAGAUACAUAGACUCUCUCCAGAAAUGGGACAUAGCCUGAAAAAUGACACCCCAUCAGAGAGAGGAUCCUCUAAACUCCUAAGGUUCCAUGACGAUGGACCACCAUUACCGUUUUCUCCGUCCAGAGUUCGUUGGUUGAAGGCCAUCAAUAAAGUCAGGGUUCAGCUUCGCGAGGUUCGAGAUGAAGAACCCAAUAAUAUUAGACAGACCUGGGUCAAACCAGGUGGUGGUUCUGGUCUGUAUGGGAUUGACAGCAUGCCAGACCUGCGUAAAAAAAAGCCCAUCCCCUUGGUCAGCGACGUGUCCCUUGUCCAAGCGAGGAAGGCGGGCAUCGCGUCUGCUAUGGCCGCACGGUCCUCAAUCAAGGACGAGGAGCUGAAAAGCCACGUGUACAAGAAGACUUUGCAGGCUCUCAUCUACCCCAUAUCUUGCACGACACCACACAACUUUGAAGUGUGGACUGCCACGACACCCACGUACUGCUACGAGUGCGAGGGGCUACUGUGGGGAAUCGCCCGCCAAGGCAUGCGUUGCUCCGAGUGCGGCGUCAAGUGCCACGAGAAGUGCCAAGAGCUGCUGAACGCCGACUGUCUACAGCGUGCGGCAGAGAAGAGCUCCAAACAUGGAGCUGAAGACAAGACUCAGAACAUCAUCAUGGCCAUGAAGGACAGGAUGAAGAUCCGCGAGAGGAACAAACCAGAAAUCUUUGAGCUCAUCAGGGAAGUGUUUAUCAUCAGCAAAGCCAUCCACGCUCAGCAGAUGAAGACCAUCAAACAGAGUGUCCUGGACGGCACCUCGAAGUGGUCGGCCAAGAUCACCAUCACAGUCGUUUGUGCACAAGGACUUCAAGCAAAGGACAAAACAGGAUCCAGUGAUCCAUACGUCACUGUCCAGGUGGGCAAGACCAAGAAGAGAACCAAGACCAUUUUUGGUAACCUCAAUCCUGUGUGGGAUGAGAAGUUCCACUUCGAGUGUCACAAUUCCUCCGACCGGAUUAAAGUGCGCGUGUGGGACGAGGACGACGACAUUAAGUCGAGGGUGAAGCAGCGUCUGAAGAGGGAAUCAGAUGAUUUCCUCGGCCAGAGUAUUAUCGAAGUUCGAACGCUGAGUGGCGAAAUGGACGUCUGGUAUAACCUGGAGAAGAGGACGGACAAGUCGGCCGUGUCAGGUGCCAUUCGCCUCCAGAUCAACGUGGAGAUCAAGGGAGAGGAGAAAGUGGCUCCGUACCACGUGCAGUACACGUGUUUGCACGAGAACUUGUUCCAUCACUCCAACGACAUGCUCGGUCAAGGUGUGGUGAAAAUCCCUGACCCUCGCGGAGACGACGCAUGGAAAGUCUAUUUUGAAGACGUGGCGCAGGAAAUCGUGGACGAGUUUGCCAUGCGCUACGGGAUUGAGUCCAUCUACCAGGCCAUGACUCACUUUGCCUGUUUGUCAUCAAAGUACAUGUGUCCCGGGGUUCCUGCAGUGAUGAGCACCCUGCUGGCCAAUAUCAAUGCCUUCUACGCCCACACCACCGCCUCCACCAACGUGUCCGCCUCCGACCGCUUUGCUGCCUCCAAUUUUGGGAAAGAACGCUUUGUCAAGCUCUUGGACCAGUUGCACAACUCCUUGCGCAUCGACCUCUCCACAUACAGGAACCAUUUUCCUGCCAGCAGCAAGGAUCGACUGCAGGAUCUGAAAUCCACAGUGGAUCUUCUAACCAGCAUCACCUUCUUCAGGAUGAAGGUCCAGGAGUUACAGUCGCCGCCCAGAGCCAGUCAGGUCGUCAGGGACUGUGUCAAGGCCUGUCUCAACUCCACGUAUGACUACAUCUUCAAUAACUGCCACGAGCUCUACAACAGACAGUACCAGCCCGUGGACUCAAAUAAGGAGGAGCUGCCUUUGGAAGAGCAGGGCCCAAACAUCAAGAACCUGGACUUCUGGCCUAAACUCAUCAUGCUCAUCGUCUCCAUCAUCGAAGAGGACAGGAAUUCCUACACACCCGUGCUGAACCAGUUUCCUCAAGAACUGAGCGUGGGGAAGGUGUCAGCAGAGGUCAUGUGGACGUUGUUUGCUCAGGACAUGAAGUACGCUAUGGAAGAGCACGAGAAGCACAGACUGUGUAAAAGCACCGACUACAUGAACCUGCACUUCAAGGUCAAGUGGCUCUACAACGAGUAUGUCAGGGAGCUGCCAAACUUCAAGGACGUCGUUCCCGACUAUCCAUCAUGGUUCCUACAGUUUGUGCUGCAGUGGUUGGAUGAAAAUGAGGACGUAUCUGUCGAGUUCAUGCAUGGAGCUCUGGAGAGAGACAAAAAAGAUGGCUUCCAGCAGACGUCUGAACACGCUCUGUUCUCCUGCUCUGUGGUCGACAUCUUCACGCAGCUCAACCAGAGUUUUGAGAUCAUCAAGAAACUGGAAUGUCCGGACCCGGACGUCAUGGCUCAGUACAGCCGACGCUUCUCCAAGACAAUUGCCAAAGUCCUGCUGCAGUACAGUGCCAUCCUGACCAAGAGUUUCCCCUCGUAUAUUGACAAGGAGAAGAUUCCCUGCGUCCUGAUGAAUAACGUGCAGCAGUUGAGGAUCCAGCUGGAGAAGAUGUUUGAGUCGAUGGGCGGCAAACAGAUGGACGUGGAGGCCAGUGACCUCUUGAACGACCUGCAGGUGAAGCUGAACAACGUUCUGGAUGAGCUCAGCAGCACGUUUGGCAACAGUUUCCAGAGUCGUAUUAACGACUGCAUGCGGCAGAUGGCGUCUCUGCUGUUCCAGAUCAAAGGGCCGCUCAACGACAGCAACAAAAACCAGGUGGAAGGCGACUCGGACAACAUGCUGAGGCCACUCAUGGAUUUCCUGGAUGGAAAGCUGACACUGUUCGCCACCGUCUGUGAGAAAACCGUGCUGAAGCGUGUGCUGAAGGAGCUCUGGAGGAUCGUGAUGAGCAGCCUGGAGAAGACUAUCGUCCUGCCGCAGGGCAGCGACACCUUUGGAGCUCAGAUCCUCUCGGCUGCCAAAGAGCUUGGUCAACUCUCCAAACUCAAGGAUCACAUGGCCGGGGAGGCUAAAAGCCUUUCUCCCAGACAGUGUGCCGUCAUGGACGUGGGCCUGGACACCGUCAAGCAAUACUUCCACGCCGGGGGCAACGGACUGAAGAAGGCUUUCCUGGAGAAAAGUCCCGAGCUAUCGUCUCUGCGUCACGCUCUGUCCCUCUACACUCAGACGACAGACACGCUCAUCAAGACGUUUGUCACCACGCAGCAUGCUCAAGGUGCGGGCGUGAACCAGCCGAUUGGUGAGGUGUCGGUCCAGAUUGAGUUGUACACUCACCCUGGGAACAAAGAGCGAAAGGUUAUAGCCAAAGUCAUAGGAGCCAGUGAUCUGAAAUGGCAGACAUCCGGAAUGUUCCGCCCCUUCGUGGAAAUCACCAUAAUCGGGCCUCACCUUAGCGACAAGAAACGCAAAUUCCAGACCAAAUCUAAGAACAACAGCUGGUCUCCAAAGUUCAACGAGACCUUCCACUUCGUCCUCGGCAACCAGGACGGCUUCGACUGCUACGAGCUGCAGGUCUGCGUCAAAGACUACUGCUUCGGCCGUGCCGACCGCGUGGUGGGCGUGGCCGUGAUCCAGCUGCGGGACGUCAUGGAGAAGGGCAACUGCGCCUGCUGGUGUCCGCUGGGACAGCGUGUCCACAUGGACGACACCGGACUCACCGCCAUGCGCAUCCUCUCGCAGCGCUCCAACGACGACGUGGCAAAGGAGUUCGUGAGACUCAAGUCAGAGACACGGUCGGCCGAGGAGGGCAGAUGAGACGAGAGGGCGUCAUAGCUGCCUUUGACUUGUUUGGUGGAGCGUUGGUAAAAUGUAGCCCCUUCUAGAACACGACACGUCGUUAAUCACAUUUAAAAUUAUUAUUCACAACGUCAACCUUCCCCUCUACCUCAACAACGAGAUUCGCCUUCACAUGAAUUCACAGAGUUAGGGCUAAGUGGUUGAAGGGAUGAGGGGGUGAAAUGGGACUGCGCCUCGUUUGGACAAACACUCGCAUUAACAACAGCGACAGCAACCUCACGGACGCCGACUCACUCAACCUUCACUUCACAACACUCACCAGCUAUUCACCCAGGCAGUGAACACUCACCCUGUCACUUCACCCGCUCAUUUUUCAUCCUCUUUAGCCUCGAGGGGAGCAAAGUUCCCACGCCUCCGUCCAGAGUGUCGUCGUGCAGUGAACCCUUUCGCAGUGUGGCGGUGUGUUCCGAUGCCUUACACUCUGCAAAACUGUGAACGUGUGAAGUGAGAAAAAAAGGAACCCAGUUCAGCUCCACUGUGACGGUGAAUGAGUUAAUGCGAGUCUUUAAAUCAACUAAUGAACGAAUUAUUAGACACAUUUUUACUGCCUAAAGCUGUGUUUCCCACACUUCCUGUUCCGGGAAACCAAGAAAACGAUCCUGACCCAAAUCCUAAAAUCCCUUUCCGACAUAAUUUUGCGUUCAUAAAACGUGGAAAAUGUUUGGUAAAUGAUUAUAACUUUGUUUUAUGGAUGUUAUUUAUGGAUGACACAAACUUCUUUUGGACUCACUGGCUUAAUGAGAAGGUACUUAUAAUAUAAAACCUCUUAAUUUUACCCCAUUAUUAUUAUUAUUUUUUUUUAAGUAUUGAUGUGUGCCUUGCCCUCUUCUCUUUCUACUCCUUUAUCAUUAUUAUUAUUUUUAUACCCAGGAGAAGCAUCAAUCACUUUUCAACUUUUGCUGGAAAAAUAUUAUACUAAUACUAAUUCAUUUUCAAUUUAAGACGAGAAAAUCGUGUCCUCUUUUGUUUUUUUAUUUAUUUCUGAGCUCAAUUAACAACUGUAAAACCCCGGAUGGUUCAGCCAUUUUAUUUAUUUAUUUUUAUACGUAUUUAUUGACGCCUGUGCUUUUCACUAAUGGUGUUUACUGUUGGAUGGACACGGACUUUGUGUGCAGAGAAUUUGCACUUUUUUGAACGAAAGAAGUGACGACCUCACCGUGUUUGUUUGGAUUAACAAGUUAACAAGUUAAAAAGUUAAAUAAAACUGUCUUUCACAGUAAUAGAGAAACUACUCGAGGCUCCUCAGCAGCAGCGGCAGUGUUGAUGGGUUUAUUUUGUUGUUUACAUUCUGUUCUCUUCCUUUGAGUGGCCUUAACUUUGGUGACAAAAACGAAAUAAUUGACACGUGUCUGUGGAGGUGAAUCGCUGCCACGCCAGAAAACUAAAAAGCUAUUGCAGUAAAACAUGAAAAAUGUCACUUUUCACGUUAUUAUUACAGCAUACAAACCUAAAAUGAUCUCAUUAUAGCGUAGAAUGUUUCACCUCGUCACAAGAAACGAAACGUUCCACAUUACGUCAUAAAUGAUCUCACAAAUUGAAACAUUUAACGUUAUAAAGUGAGAAUUUAUCAUGUUAAAGGGAAAGUUACAAUAGGGUAAAUGUUAAUUAUGUAAAAUGUUUCACAAAAACACAAUUAUCUUACUAAUAUUCAGCAUUAAUAUGGCAGCAAAUGCCGUGACAGUAGUCUAAAGUCAUAAACAUCACCUGUGUUGCAAUGCUGGAAAAAAGCCAGUAAGUGGCAGCAGAGGUAAAUUAAAGUAAAGUUGCUGUUAAAGGAGAAUAAAGCAGCUUUUGUGUAGUGUUUGGCCUUUAAUCAAAAAUAACUGUGUACCACAAUAUUUAUAGUAUCGUAUCAUAAGGUUCGUAGGAAAAACGCAAUUUUUUAUGUAUUGCCAAUUAAUUUUUAUUUUUCUGGCAUGACAGCAUUACACUUACGUUAAAAUUUUUUUUAAAAAAUUCUCUCCACGUGUUUCUCAGAAAUGAGUUUUUGCGAUGUCAAACAAACACGUUUUUCCUUAUGUAGUAUUUUUUAUUUUAAAUCUUUGACGUUGUAAUAAAUCUCUUUUUUUCCUUUUUCCUUGAUAAUGAUGAUGCUGUGUUGAUGUUUUUUUGAGUUUUAAGGACAGGAAUCAUAUGCAGUGAGACGCUCAGUGCCAGUCAAUAUUAAAGUGUUACAUUUUAAAAAAGAAGGGAUAUUUUUGCCUAAAUAUGUGAAUAACACACCCACAAAAAUCACACACUUUGUUACAAAUUCACUCACCCCUUGUGAAUAAUUUCUUUAUUAAUUUAUGUAUUUGUUUAUCACAGUAAAUACUUCAUAGCCAUUCUCUCUCUAUAUAUAUAUGUUCCUUGUGCCAAUUUGCAAAGUUGUCUUUGUUUUUUUUAUUGUUAUUAAUAAUAUUUUUUCCGUGUUUUCCUUCAUUUGUGAACCCUUUUGCACAAACACUGUAUCUCUGCAAUCACAGUCACAGUAUCUGCAUUUGUUUCCUCUGGUGUUUUCUUUGUACCGUCAUCAUGUAAACUAAUGAAUUUUUGUAUAAAGUAUUUGAGUUGUUCAUAUAUAAAUGUGUUUACAUG
Molecule: messenger RNA, 7625 nt
Organism: Solea solea (common sole)
Lineage: Eukaryota; Metazoa; Chordata; Actinopteri; Pleuronectiformes; Soleidae
Product: protein unc-13 homolog B-like
Exons: 40
Coding region: 246-5006 (1586 amino acids)
Biological process (GO): synaptic vesicle maturation; synaptic transmission, glutamatergic; presynaptic dense core vesicle exocytosis
Cellular component (GO): neuromuscular junction; terminal bouton; plasma membrane
Molecular function (GO): phospholipid binding; diacylglycerol binding; calmodulin binding
Source: RefSeq, a predicted model, not a curated record